AUGGACGUUUGCUGGACCGUUUUUUACUUUGUCUUCCUCGUCUGUGUCGGCUCCGUCAGCUCCUCCAUUUCAUAUCGACUGGUGAGUCGCUCGCUGAUCGAGGCGUGGCACAGCCUGCACGAAAACCGCAUCACCACCGUGAACAAGCUCAUUGAUCAGAGCAUGGACCGCGUCCAUGACAUGGCGGGCGGCCUUCUCACCCUCUACAUGAAGACCCAGUUCCUGAUGCAAUCGGAAAAAACGCUUUCGGUGCUGUGCGCGCUGCUGGAGAAAUACGACGAGGCGAGGAAUUACCGCGUCUUCUCCGUCAUCUCGCUGGAGCAGCUGGAGAUGAUAUCAUGUUGGCGCGGAAGCGCAGAGGCGGACGCUGGCGGGCAGUUGAUUGGGGCCAUCUCGCACAACCAUACAGUCAACGCCACCUACUACGUGAACCGCAGUAACUACAUGUUCAACCGCCCUCUGCAGGUGAGCGCGGUUAUCCCCGAAGAGAACGGCACCGUUGCUGCUCUUGUCGGCAGCUACGCUGCAAGUGAGCUGGUCGAGUACACACAGGCAUACUACAAGGGCAGCAUUGACACAGUCGACAUCCGGCUAAGGUGGCUACAACCGUCUUCGCAUCCGCACCUCAUCUACUACAACUAUCCUGCCGGGCUAAUCUACCGUAGCCUCAAACUCCCAACGAACGUCAGUAUCACCGAUUGCACGCAGGUGCACAUCGAUGGCGCGCGGCUCGCCCUCAACACCAUCGGCGAAGCCAAGCUCGGUUUCCUCUUGGCCGUCUUUAUCAACCAAAGCCUCGCAGACGCCGACCCGCUUAUCAUGUCCAACAACUGGGGCCAGCAGACAGUGCACGACCAUAUUAUUUUGCCUUCCAGUGAGCAUGCACCCACGACCUACCUCAAGUCCAGCAACGUCAGCCACCCACUCAUGCGCGAGGCGCUCAAGCACGUCGACCUCUCGCGCAUGCAAGACCCCGGUUACAAGCACAGCGUCGAUUUUCGCUACAAGGGCGCACGCGCCGUCAUCACCGUGUGGGCCUACACAUCAUGCCACGGUCUGACGCUGCCACUGGUGUACGUCAACUCCCAGAAUAUUGUCACUGGUCCCUACCUGCGGCUGCACGAUACCCUCAACGGCGUCCUCGCCGCCGUCAUGGUGCUCGUCAGCUUGGUCUUUUGGCUGUUCGUGCAGCUGUACUUUGCGGCGCCGCUGCGCGAGAUCACGCGGCUGCUGGACUGCAGCGUUCAGCGAGGUGCGCGUGCACUAUAUCGCGCCGGGAAGCACGGCAUUGGUGCGUUGGUGGAGGUGCGUGCGCUGGGCAACGCACACAACGCUGCCAUGCGCCAGUUGCGCGAAGUCGAUGCCUUCGUCCCCGUAGCCGUGCGCGAGGAGUUGCCCCGCGGCACCCUGCCUGUGCCCCUCACUGUGCCCAUCGAAACAACACUAACCGGCCUCAAUGUCGUCAUGGGGUCGCCCGAGCAGAGAGCCGGGCACCUCGCGCGCCACCUCUCCACCGUCGUCUACAUCACUGUGCGACCGCCACAGCCACCGUCAGUGGCGUCGCACGGCUCUAGCAGGACACCAGCACCUUUAUCCACGCAGCCAGCCGGGCACGACGCCGCCGCUAUAACGCCACGCCGCAAGCAGCGCCUGUCAGCCAUGGUGCAGCGUGCGGUGCACACAGUCAACGCAAUCAGCAGCGGUCCCUUCGCCACGCCGGCGGCCCUUGACUCCUUCGCCAACGUUGUGCAUGAGCUCGCGCACACACACCGCGGCACCGUGCUCCGUCUGCUCCCCGACACCUGCAUCCUGCACUUCCACGCAGCCGUGCGCGCGCAACUCCUGCCGCGGCAGGAGAAGCAACUGGUCAACGCAGCAGAUGCGGACGUGGCCACGGAGGAGCUCGCGCAGCAGGAUGCACGCAACGCGGCUGCAUUCGCGCUGGCUUUGCUGAGCUGGGUAGACGAGCAGCAGACGGCGGAAGGGCGGUUGGAGUCGCCGCGCAUGCCGGACGUGCGCGCGCUGCUGGACACGAGUCUGUUUACUUGUGGGCAGUACCGCCCCGCCAACAGCGAGCAGACCAUGACGGUGGCACUGGGCCGCGAUGUGCUGCGCGACGCCGGCAACGUGGCGGAACGCGUCGGCGUGCGCGUGGCCAUGACCGAGGAGACCGCCGCGCGCGUGCUCCGUGGUGGCCGUGGCGGCAGCGGCGAUAGCGGCACGGCGGCGGUGAGUGCAAUACCGGUGGAGGCGCUGUGCACCGGCCGCUCAGAGCACGACGCGGACGUAUUGGUGCUGUACGAGGCGCUUUACAGUCGCGUCGCCAGUGACGCCACCCUGCAGCUGUACGCGCGCUGCUGCUUCGACGGCUUCGCGCGCAUGCGGCAGGGCGACUACGCAGGCGCGCUCAUCGCCUUCUGCGGUGUCGCCGCGAUUGCAGACCUGGAGCCCGGACUGCUACCGCCAUGCCUGCGCCGCGAGGUCGCAGCUAGCGACGCCACCGGAGGCGCCGUGUCGGUGCAGGUGGCACGACUCAUGCGCGAAUGCGAGCGCUGCGUGCGUGCAGGCGUCGCCGACGGCUUUCAGCGCGUGCCGCGGCGGCCACCGGGAAUGGACGCCGUGCCGCGAGAUGACAUCACGCCCCUCAGCACCGCGGCUCCGGUGCCGCCGGUGAGCGCCGCUCGCAGCGGCGUCCCCGCAGCAAGCGCCAAACCGCAAAGAAUGGCGAGUAGCUUCACGGCGCCGCCAUGGUACCCAGAGGUGGGCGACCGACACGUGAUGCUGCUGAGCAACGGUGCUGUUACCACGCGUGUGGUGGUGCCGACGCCGCCAGCCUGGGUGCGCGACAACCACGGAAUGCACUGGCAACUGGCGUGCAGGAAAAGUGACGGUACCCCACCAGGGCUGUGGACUUGCCGCAUCCUCGCGCUAGGCUCCGCCGGCGCCAUCGCUUCCGUCAACUACAUCAUGUACCGCGAGGUGCACCCGGUGGUAGCCAAGGCCAUCCGCGAUGCACCUCCGGGCCCCAUCAGCGAUGCGCUGCGCUGCGCUACACCCGUGUGCGGGCCCACAGCACAGCAGGACGCCGCCAUCAAGCGCUUGAUUGCGAGGCAUCAAGAGCUGCGGCACCCCAACAUUCUUGCACCGCUGGCGUUCUCACAGUCGGUGGAGGGUGGCGUGGUGCUGAUCUGGGAAUUUUGCCCUGGUGGGACGCUUCGGCAGCUGCUGGCUCGCUAUCCGCAGGUCAAGUCCAUCACCUUCGCAUGUUUUGGGCUGCAGAUGCUGUCUGCCCUCUCCCACCUCCACGAGCGUGGAGUGGCGCACGGUAGGCUGAACCUGGACAACGUCAUGGUGGAUUCGAACGGUCACUGCCGGUUAGUCGGGCAGUUUGCGGAUCAUGCACUGGAGCGGGAGAUCUUCCACUUCAAGCCGUCGUGCUACCUGAGCCCCGCCAUGGCCGCUGGUGCCCUCCCUACGCCGUCGUGCGACAUGUUCUGCUACGGGCUGCUGGCGAUGGAGGCAGUGACGCAGCAGCCGUGUUGGAGAUGGGCCACAGCAGCGGAGUACAGAGGGCACCGUGACUCGAAGCCACCGUCGGCGAAGGAGCUGGCAGACCUGAUGGCGACGGGUGGGCAGAGGUUUGCGGAUGCGGUGGUGCAGGGUCGCGUUGUACUCAACCUGGAACAACUGGAUGCCGGCCCAAUCACGGAGCACCAUAACGACAUCAUGAUAAGUGUGUGUCGACGGCUGCUGUCUCUGGAUCCGGCAUCGCGGCCGACGGCGGCGCAGCUUCGGGAGGAGAACAAGACUGUCCUCAAUCUCCUGGGGAUCACCAUGGAAGAAGACACGCGUUAG
This is a messenger RNA of Leishmania major strain Friedlin, 3855 nucleotides long. RefSeq names its product putative protein kinase. Gene Ontology annotation, biological process: protein phosphorylation. The record is from RefSeq and is a predicted model, not a curated record. Gene Ontology annotation, molecular function: protein kinase activity; ATP binding. NCBI's taxonomy places the organism in Eukaryota, Euglenozoa, Kinetoplastea, Trypanosomatida, Trypanosomatidae. The transcript has a single exon. The coding region runs from base 1 to 3855 and encodes 1284 amino acids.